AUGAGUACCGAAAUCGAACAGCUAAGGGCUAUGGUGGAGAAGCUGCAGUCAGAAGAAGACGUUCGCAAGCUUCAGUAUACCUACGGCUACUAUCUAGACAAAUGCCUGUAUAAAGAGGUUGCCGAUCUCUACUCUGACCAUCCCGACACCUGUGUGGAAUUCCUUGGGGGCCGCUUCAAUGGCAAGGAAGGAGUCAAGCGUCUCUACCUUGGCCGUUUUGCAAAAAUGUUUGUAGCUGGCCGAAACGGUCCCGUCUAUGGCUUUCUACUCGACCAUCCUCAAAUGCAGGGUAUAGUCGAUGUCAAUGCAGAGGGCACACGAGCAAAAGCCCGCUUCCGCAGCAUGAUGUCUGCGGGCACACACGACAGCAUCAAAGACACGCAUCCACGAGGCCUAGUCCAGUGGUGGGAAGGCGGAGUGUACGAGAACGAGUACAUCAAAGAGAAUGGCGUGUGGAAGAUUUUCAGACUAAAGUACUUUCCCUUUUGGCACGCGACAUUUGACAAGGGCUGGGCACACACCAAGCCCAACUACAUACCCUUUCUCUCAAAGACUUACCCAGAGGAUCCCAUCGGGCCGGAUGUGCUAUGCGACCACCCAAUGCUCUGGCCAGAUACCCGCGUCGUGCCCUUUCACUACAAGCAUCCUGUCACGGGUGAGCAGGUGGCGGAUGAUGAUUUGAGAGCACCACACUUUGGACAGGACCCAGCCACAAGUUCCCCGCCUCUUGUGCUGAGCAAACCUCAGUCUGAGAUGCAGAGUCCAUGA
Exserohilum turcica Et28A is the source of this 768-nucleotide messenger RNA. RefSeq lists its product as uncharacterized. The coding region runs from base 1 to 768 and encodes 255 amino acids. The record is from RefSeq and is a predicted model, not a curated record. The transcript is spliced from 3 exons. Lineage: Eukaryota; Fungi; Ascomycota; Dothideomycetes; Pleosporales; Pleosporaceae.